Messenger RNA from Cynara cardunculus var. scolymus (artichoke), 2523 nucleotides. Its product is annotated as glutamine-dependent NAD(+) synthetase. Gene Ontology annotation, biological process: NAD+ biosynthetic process. The transcript is spliced from 13 exons. Gene Ontology annotation, cellular component: cytoplasm. Lineage: Eukaryota; Viridiplantae; Streptophyta; Magnoliopsida; Asterales; Asteraceae. Gene Ontology annotation, molecular function: ATP binding; NAD+ synthase (glutamine-hydrolyzing) activity; glutaminase activity. The record is from RefSeq and is a predicted model, not a curated record. Bases 508 to 2310 code for a protein of 600 amino acids.
UUCUUAGACUUUACGCUUUGGCACACAAUUCUUUCUCACUUUUCACCAAAUUAAACCCUUUUCCGGUGCUUUCAGUUUGCACCUCUAACUCUUUCUAUACGCAGUCUUGAUUUCUAUCUUGUUUGGAUGAAAAAUUGAGAGCAACUGAUACGAAGAUGAGGUUGCUGAAGGUGGCUACGUGCAAUUUGAAUCAAUGGGCAAUGGAUUUCGAUUGCAAUUUGAAGAACAUUAAGGAAUCGAUAAUUAGGGCUAAAGAAGCUGGUGCUGUUAUUAGGCUUGGUCCAGAACUCGAAAUCACUGGCUAUGGAUGUGAAGAUCAUUUCUUGGAACUCGACACCGUCGCUCACGCGUGGGAGUGCUUAAAGGACUUGUUGCUUGGUGAUUGGACAGAUGGGAUAUUAUGCAGUUUUGGUAUGCCGGUCAUCAAAGGGUCGGAGCGCUACAACUGUCAAGUGAUUUGCCUCAACCGAAAGAUAAUCAUGAUAAGAGCAAAGAUGUGGCUUGCAAAUGAUGGAAACUAUAGAGAACUUAGGUGGUUUACGGCAUGGAAACAAAAGGACCAACUUCAGGAAUUCCAACUGCCAAGUGAUAUUUCCGAGGCUUUGCAACAGAAAAAAGUGCCUUUUGGCUAUGGAUUCAUGCAGUUUUUGGACACUUGCAGCAGAAGUUUGUGAAGAGCUAUUUUCUCCGAUUCCUCCUCACACGGAGCUUGCACUAAAUGGUGUUGAAGUUUUUAUGAAUGCUAGCGGAAGUCAUCACCAACUAAGAAAGCUUGACAUUCGUAUGCGUGCCUUUAUUGGUGCUACACAUACUCGUGGAGGAGUGUAUAUGUAUAGUAAUCAUCAGGGAUGUGAUGGUGGCCGCCUUUAUUACGAUGGAUGUGCAUGUGUUGUUGCAAAUGGAGAUGUAGUUGCACAAGGGUCACAGUUCUCUUUAAAGGAUGUGGAGGUGGUGGUUGCACAAAUAGAUCUAGAUGCGGUUGCUAGUCUUAGAGGAUCUAUAAGCAGUUUCCAAGAGCAAGCAAGUUGUAAACAACUUGUUUCCUCAGUAGACGUGCCUUACAAGCUGUGUAAUCCCUUUAACCUCCAGAUGUCUCUUUCAAGUCCGUUGAAGAUUUUUUAUCACUCUCCUGAGGAGGAAAUAGCAUUUGGACCUGGUUGCUGGCUCUGGGAUUACUUAAGAAGAAGUGGGGCUUCUGGUUUUCUACUUCCGCUCUCCGGUGGGGCUGAUAGCUCUUCAGUAGCUGGUAUUGUUGGAUGCAUGUGCCAGCUUGUUGUAAAAGAGAUUGCAAAUGGAGAUGAACAAGUUAAGUCGGAUGCUAUAAGAAUCGGGCAUUAUACCAAUGGACAAUUUCCUAUUGACAGCAAAGAAUUUGCAAAACGUGUAUUCUACACGGUUUUCAUGGGAUCGGAAAACAGUUCUGAUGAAACGAGGAGACGCGCAAAGGUGCUUGCAGACGAGAUUGGAUCAUGGCAUCUUGAUGUUUCUAUAGACACUGUGGUGUCUGCGUUUCUAUCUUUAUUUCAAACACUUACGGGAAAACGUCCUCGCUACAAGGUAGACGGGGGAUCAAACAUCGAAAAUUUAGGGCUGCAGAAUAUACAAGCUCGAAUUAGAAUGGUGCUGGCAUUUAUGCUAGCAUCGUUAUUGCCAUGGGUUCAUAGCAAACCGGGGUUUUAUCUUGUGUUGGGCAGCUCCAAUGUGGACGAGGGAUUACGUGGUUACCUAACGAAGUAUGACUGCAGUUCUGCAGACAUAAAUCCGAUCGGAAGUAUUAGUAAGCAGGAUCUUCGAAUAUUUUUGCGAUGGGCUGCCACCCAUCUUGGUUUCUCGUCUUUAGCAGAGAUUGAAGCCGCUCCCCCAACAGCGGAGCUGGAGCCUAUACGUUCAAAUUACAGUCAGCUGGAUGAAGUGGACAUGGGAAUGACAUAUAACGAACUUUCAGUUUACGGAAGGUUGAGGAAGAUUUUCCGAUGUGGCCCCGUGUCUAUGUUCAAGAAUCUCUGUUUCGGUUGGGGUUCAAAAUUAAGUCCUUCUGAGGUAGCUGAUAAAGUGAAGCAUUUCUUCAAAUACUAUUCCUUCAAUCGACACAAGAUGACUGUAUUAACACCCUCAUAUCAUGCCGAGAGCUAUUCGCCAGAAGAUAAUAGGUUUGAUCUGCGGCAGUUCCUGUAUAACUCGAGGUGGCCAUAUCAGUUUCGCAAAAUAGAUGAGCUUGUGGAGGAGCUUAGCGUUGGUGAAGACGUUUCUACAGCAAAUGGUGUCGGAAUUGUUGCGGCUGGUUCGGCCGAUCCCAAGGCGGGUCUUUAGCUACAUUCAAUUAUCAACCUGUUGGGAAACUGUAACUUAUUUGCAUAUAUUUAUAUUAGGUUUAUGAAUAAGGUUAAACACUGGAUUAAGCCACUGUGAUGAAGCUAAUUGCUUCAUGGUUACCAGUGUGCAAACAUAUAUUUUCUUGUUUUAGAGAACAUUGUGCCAUGUGGUAUUUUGGCAAAUAGGAAAAGGAGUUUCGUUAAUGGUGAA